This is a messenger RNA of Eucalyptus grandis, 972 nucleotides long. RefSeq lists its product as uncharacterized. The record is from RefSeq and is a predicted model, not a curated record. The transcript has a single exon. NCBI's taxonomy places the organism in Eukaryota, Viridiplantae, Streptophyta, Magnoliopsida, Myrtales, Myrtaceae. The coding region runs from base 122 to 772 and encodes 216 amino acids.
GACUUUUCAAACCUACCAUCAUUCAAAGUUCAAAACUCCUCUCAACUUAACCCCGUUCUGCAAGAAAGCAGAGAAGAUUCUCCACCCAUCCGGUCAAGAAACCACAGCGCAUCCACCCUCCAUGGCCAAGCUCUACAACAAGAAAGGCAAGGUCCACCCGUCGCCGUCCUCCGUCGCCGACCAGCUGGCCCUCCUCCCCGCGGCGAUCCUGACCCUCGCGGCGGCGCUCUCGGCCGAGGACAGGGAAGUCCUGGCCUACCUCAUCUCGUGCUCCAACAGCAGCGGCAACGCUUCUUCUGGCGCGCGCCCCUCCGGCCGCAAGAACGGGGAGCAGCCCGUCUUCUCCGGCGAGGAGGACCACCCCCCGAAGUUCCAGUGCGGCUGCUUCCGGUGCUACAAGAGCUUCUGGUCGCGCUGGGACGCGUCGCCGAACCGCCAGGCGAUACACGAGAUCAUCGACGCGUACGAGGAGGGGCUGUUCCGGAACGGAGGGAAGAGCCCCGGCGCGAAGAAGAAGAAGCAGAGGAAGGGCCAGAACAGAGUUGCCGAUUGCGGCGAGGACAGAGUCGCGGCAGAAAGAACCGCGAAGGACGAAUUGGGUGAGCAGGAGAUCGGCGGCGGCGGCGGCGGCGGCGGCGAUGAAGCGGAGGCGGCGGGGGCGGCCGGCGGCGGUGUCGAAGAUGACGGCGAGGUCGGGUCGGAGAGGGGGACGGUGAGAAAGAUUGCCAGUUUCAUCGGAGAGAGAAUUUGGGGCGUUUGGAAUAGGGUGUAAGGUCAUCUUCUUCUUCUACCCAUUUCGCAAAAGAUUCAUUUUUUUGGUUCUACUUCUUCGUAGUUUCCAAUCUUUCUCUCUCUGUUCCCUGUAAAUGACCGUAUUCAUAAUGGGGCACUUAGUGUAACUUUUUGCCCAUUACUGGGUUUGAGCUAAGCUUCUGAAUCUCAAAGAGUAAUGUAACGUUCAUCUUUUGCCAA